Messenger RNA from Sporothrix brasiliensis 5110, 1344 nucleotides. RefSeq lists its product as uncharacterized. Gene Ontology annotation, cellular component: mitochondrial envelope. NCBI's taxonomy places the organism in Eukaryota, Fungi, Ascomycota, Sordariomycetes, Ophiostomatales, Ophiostomataceae. Gene Ontology annotation, biological process: carnitine transmembrane transport; mitochondrial transport. Bases 1 to 1344 code for a protein of 447 amino acids. The transcript is spliced from 2 exons. The record is from RefSeq and is a predicted model, not a curated record. Gene Ontology annotation, molecular function: O-acyl-L-carnitine transmembrane transporter activity.
AUGUCCAAAUCCGACAACGACGCACCAGCGCCUGUCCCGGUCGCGCCCGCUGAGCCACCGGCAGCGCCCGCACCACCCACGCCCGCACCCGCUCCCCAGACAUCGACAAUCUCCCAGCUUGCUGAGACGGCCAAGGCCGAGAUCAAGAAGGUGGAGGCGGAGAUGUCCGAUCUGUCGCACGGCGCAGCAGCAAACAAGAUCGCCGAGGUCACCGAGUCCGCACAGGCCGAGUACAAGGGGCUCAAGGCAGAUGCCAUUGGUCUGGCCAAGAAGGUCGAGGCCGAGGUGUCGGAGCUGACCCACGGCGCCGCAGCAUCCAAGAUCGCAGAGGCCGCGGAGGCCGCCAAGGCCGAGUACAAGGAGCUCAAGGCGGAGGCCAUUGACCUGGCCAAGAAGGCCGACGACGCCGUCAGCCUGCCGUCACCCGAGGCGGCCACAUCGAGCCUCGCCGCCCAGGCGCGCUCCUUUGCGGCUGGUGGUUUCGGUGGCAUCUGCGCCGUCCUGGUCGGCCACCCCUUUGACCUGGUCAAGGUGCGCCUGCAGACCGCCGAGAAGGGCGUGUACUCGUCUGCCAUUGACGUCGUGCGCAAGACCGUUGCCAAGGAUGGUCUGCGUCGCGGCAUGUACGCUGGUGUCACGGCACCGCUCGUUGGUGUCACUCCCAUGUUCGCCGUCUCCUUCUGGGGUUACGAUGUCGGCAAGCAGAUCGUCCGCAGCUUCACCCCCGCCAAUCCCGACGGCUCCCUCACCAUUGGCCAGAUUUCCACCGCUGGUUUCCUGUCCGCCGUGCCCAUGACCGCCAUCACCGCCCCCUUUGAGCGCGUCAAGGUCAUCCUGCAGGUCCAGGGCCAGAAGGUCCUCAAGCCCGGCGAGAAGCCCCAGUACAACGGCGCCAUUGACGUCGUCCGCCACCUUUACAAGGAGGGCGGUGUUCGCUCCGUCUUCCGCGGCAGCGUCGCCACCCUCGCCCGCGACGGCCCCGGCUCUGCUGCCUACUUUGCCGCCUACGAGUACAUCAAGCAGUCCCUGACGCCCAAGGACCCUGUUACCGGCAAGGCCAACGGCCAGCUGAGUCUGACGGCCAUUACCGUGGCCGGUGCCGGUGCCGGUGUGGCCAUGUGGAUCCCCGUCUUCCCCGUCGACACCGUCAAGAGCCGUCUGCAGACGAGCUCGGUGCCUGGCCUCACCAUUGGCUCCGUCGUGCGCGAGUUGUACGGCAAGGGCGGCUUCAAGGCCUUCUUCCCCGGUCUCGCCCCUGCGCUGGCGCGUGCCGUGCCCGCCAACGCCGCCACCUUCCUCGGUGUCGAGCUGGCCCACCAGGCCAUGAACAAGUUGUUCAACUAA